Drosophila eugracilis is the source of this 474-nucleotide messenger RNA. Its product is annotated as cuticle protein 38-like. The transcript has 2 exons. The coding region runs from base 89 to 427 and encodes 112 amino acids. The record is from RefSeq and is a predicted model, not a curated record. Lineage: Eukaryota; Metazoa; Arthropoda; Insecta; Diptera; Drosophilidae.
UGUAUAAAUAGUGAUAUCACAAGUGUUAAACGACAUCAGACAAGUUCAAGUUUUCGAACAGAAAGCAACAAUCAAAUAAACCAUCAAAAUGUUCAAAUCCGCUAUUGUCAUCCUGGCCAUCGUUGCUUGUGUUGCCGCCAAACCAGGACUCCUGGGUGCUCCUCUGGCAUAUACCGCUCCUCUAGCCUACACUGCCCCCGCAGCUGUCGUGGCUGCUCCUGCUCCAGUCGUAACAGCCACCAGUAGCCAGGUGAUCGCCAGGAACUUCAAUGGAAUCGCUGCUGCUCCAGUGAUUGCUCCCGUAGCUGCUCCAGUGGUCGCAAAGUAUACAGCUGCCCCUUUGGCCGCUCCAUUGGCCUAUUCUUCCCCUCUAGCUUACUCCGCACCACUGACCUACGCCGCUGCUCCUGCACCUCUCCUCAUCUAAAUUUUUAAGACUUGGCAUGAAUAAACUGAACCCAAAACGGAAAACUA